AUGCCUCCCAGUGGCUCGUCGUUUACAGCAUUGAAUUUGCCGGCAGACUUCACGCUUCCGCAAUGCAUGGAAUAUUUCACCCUGAGAGCAGGGCCCAAUACCGACCUCUGGAGAAAACCGCCCAACGGGGAUACAUCGACAGCACCCAUUGUGUUUACGUCAUUACGAAAUCCGUUCCUAGUUGCCGAGGUCACGGUGACGGCGGACUUUGAGAUGGAAUGGGAUCAGGGAGGAUUGGUCAUUUUCGCCGGGGGCGCACCCCAGUCUAUUUCGUCAGGUACAGCGCCGUUGGCGCGGACGCGCCGUUUUGGGGGUGCGUCACCGAAUCCCCAGCCGUGUAAGUGGGUCAAGGCAGGCAUGGAAUUUGCAUCUGGCACGGUCAACGUUUCAUCUGUCAGCGCAACGGCAGACGGAGCUGACUGGUCCCUCGCGCCACUCAGCGCCGCAGAUCGAGGGCCGUCUGCCAUCCAUUCUGUGCGCCUCAAGCUCGAACGCGUCGGCCAUUCACUCUGGGUUUGGUAUCAGGUUCCUUCGGUCUCGCCGUAUGCGAUGACGCCAGGUCAAGUGGCCGAAACGUGGAAGAAGAUGCGCGAGGUUACCUGGUUUUUUUAUGGGGUCGAGGACAAAUUCAUAUAUGUGGGUGUGUAUGCGAGUCGGCCGGCAAAUAUUCAGAGAAGCAGUACGGUUUGGGGUAGGACGCAUCGAACAGGGUCGAGCUCUAGUGCGCCUGCUACUGGCGACUACUUGGUCGUGGAGUUUGAAGAUCUGGAGAUUUUAUGA
Messenger RNA from Aspergillus nidulans FGSC A4, 780 nucleotides. RefSeq lists its product as uncharacterized. Bases 1 to 780 code for a protein of 259 amino acids. The record is from RefSeq and is a predicted model, not a curated record. NCBI's taxonomy places the organism in Eukaryota, Fungi, Ascomycota, Eurotiomycetes, Eurotiales, Aspergillaceae. The transcript has a single exon.